Cynara cardunculus var. scolymus (artichoke) is the source of this 946-nucleotide messenger RNA. Its product is annotated as rac-like GTP-binding protein ARAC7. Bases 152 to 784 code for a protein of 210 amino acids. Gene Ontology annotation, molecular function: GTPase activity; protein kinase binding; GTP binding. NCBI's taxonomy places the organism in Eukaryota, Viridiplantae, Streptophyta, Magnoliopsida, Asterales, Asteraceae. The record is from RefSeq and is a predicted model, not a curated record. Gene Ontology annotation, biological process: actin filament organization; small GTPase-mediated signal transduction; regulation of cell shape. Gene Ontology annotation, cellular component: cell cortex; plasma membrane; cell projection. The transcript is spliced from 8 exons.
UCUACAGAAGCUCUCUGUCUGUUUGUCUUUUUACAUUAAAUAUUACCCAUUUCACCAUACUCUUCUUCUGCUCAAAUUGUCUGUCUCCUUUCUUCUUCACUUUUGCCAUUUCAAGAAAUCUUGAAAUUCUGAUUAACAGCAGCUUAACAUCAUGAGUGCUUCAAAGUUCAUAAAAUGUGUUUGUGUUGGAGAUGGAGCUGUUGGCAAGACUUGUAUGCUCAUUUGUUAUACCAGUAACAAGUUCCCCACUGAUUAUAUUCCAACAGUUUUUGAUAAUUUCAGUGCCAAUGUGGCUGUGGAUGGAAAUAUUGUGAAUUUGGGACUUUGGGAUACUGCUGGUCAAGAAGAUUAUAGCAGAUUAAGGCCACUAAGCUACAGAGGUGCAGACAUUUUUGUGUUGGCUUUCUCUUUAAUCAGCAGACCAAGUUAUGAGAAUGUCCUCAAGAAGUGGAUGCCAGAACUUCGAAGAUUCGCACCCGAUGUUCCAGUUAUACUUGUUGGGACGAAAUUAGAUCUUCGUGAUGACAAGGGUUACUUGGCUGAUCAUAUGGGUUCUAAUGCCAUAACUUACGCGCAGGGGGAGGAACUGAGGAAACAGAUUGGUGCAGCUGCUUAUAUUGAAUGCAGCUCCAAGACUCAACAGAAUGUCAAAGCAGUUUUCGACUCAGCGAUCAAGGCCGUACUACAACCUCCAAGGAGGAAAGAGAUGGCAACGAGAAAGAACAGGCGCAAAAGCUCCGGUUGUUCAUUCCCGGGCAUUCUAUGUGGAGGUUGUGCUGCUUAGAAAAGGUUCAUCCGCGGAUGAAUCAAUAUCACAAUAUUUUGACUUAAAUUUCCAAAAUUCUCCAAAUGUUUGGUUUCAUUUUCGAGGAUUUAUUUGUAUGAGUAAUCGUGUUCUCUUUUCCAGAAGUUUAUUUGUUUUGGUGUUUUAUACAAGGAUGCUUUG